CAGAUCAUAAUACAUUGAUAGCGUAUCAUUAGCUCUAAAGUGUUAUCAUCGCAAUUUUAUUCAUUCGAAUAGAAUUCCUCUGAAACAAACGCCAUUUUGUAAAUAAAAAUAAUGGCGUCCGUACCUCCAGGAACUAUUAGGAGUUACAAUGUGCAAAUGCAAAAUGAAUCUCCAUUCGCGUUCACGGUUCUUAACUUGACAAAUACGAUAACUAAUUUGUUACUUGGUGCUGUGGCUAUCAUGGCCUUUAUUUACGCUAACUUAUUGAUGUCUUCACCAAAAAGUUUUGUUGUUUCCCAACAUAUCUAUUUGUGUGUUUUUGGGUACAUCAUACUAAUGGUGCAAGGGAUACACAGUAUGAAUAUCAACACAGGCUGGGCGAGAGCCUUCAGUUGCAAUAACAAGAGAACAGUGCAUUAUGCUCUUCAAGUUAUCGGUUCCAUCUUAGGCAUCGCGGGAUGCCUUAGAAUGGUCUCGUUGCGAUGGCUCUAA
Molecule: messenger RNA, 492 nt
Organism: Bicyclus anynana (squinting bush brown)
Lineage: Eukaryota; Metazoa; Arthropoda; Insecta; Lepidoptera; Nymphalidae
Exons: 3
Coding region: 112-492 (126 amino acids)
Source: RefSeq, a predicted model, not a curated record